AUCAAUUCUUCUGUUGUGAGAAUUGUUUUAUAUUUAUUUGUGUUUAUAUGUAGAGAUGCACAUAGUUUCAUUGGUCUUCUUUGCUGCCAAAAGAAUACAUUGAGCUAAUGGUAGAUUUUGAAUUUCUGAAUAAGAUGUCUUUAAUUAAAACUAAUUCUACAAAUCGAAUAUGCCUUGUACGGUAGGCUGGUUUUCUCGUUUGUGAUACUUGACUUUAUAUUAAGUAAUAUGGAAUUGCAAACAAUAAAAGUUUAAAAGGUUGUAGGCUUGCAGCAGUUUUUUUUUUUUUUUCCUUUUAAACUGUGUUAUGAGAUGUGGAAUGUUUAAAGAAUAGUCGUCUCAAAAGAAAUCUUACACCACACACUGUGAUAGCAAGUGUUGUUUUUUAUUUUUUUCUUUUAAUUUGUAAAAGAUAUCUUAGAUUAACAACAGCAUAGCAAACUGUCAUUUUCUUUUUGCAUAAGUUCUUUAUGUUGAAAAUUUUGAUCAAGGCCUAAUGGCAACCCCAGUUAAUACCUGUCAAAGCAUGGCUACCCUGCUCGGGGUCAUUAAUUUUCUUUGACCUAUAUUCGCUAUAGUAUUUAGGAUCAGUUCGAUUCCCAAGAUUUUAUAUAUAUAUUUUUUUAUGUUUAUUGCUUGAGUAUAAAGUUAAAACCAAGAUGGCAGACUUUGAUGUUGAUGUGGACGUGCUAGUUUCUUAACUUGAACAGCAAUGAUUGUCAAUAUCAAUCUGUGUUGGAUAUGACUGAGCUACGAAAUCUUUUAAAAUCUCCAAGUAUUGCAUUGGAGCUGAAUUCAGAAGGAAAGAUCGUUCCGUGACGUUGCAGGACUUUUUCGUUUUGAAUCUUUUGAUAUUUACUUUCUAAUUAAUCCUUUGAAGUUUUAUUUGUCAUGAUAUUACUUGAUUAAUUUUUUAGGACCGGGAAUUCUUACUCUUUUUUGGAAACCCUGGUGUUGAACAAUUUAUUUUAUUAUUGGAAAUUUUGGACCAUGUCUAUUUGGUGCAUUUUACUGGAGCUAUAUACCAUCCUUUCCUCAAGGAUUCUUGUGCAAAUAAUGUUUGGCAACUUGCUAUAAAUGCGGUGUAGUUUGGGGGAUGAGAAGUUUUCAGGAAGCCUAUGCUUGAUGGACUGCUUUCCCAGCAGCAGUGACAAGAAAACAUUGAAGAAGUGGUUUUUCAUUGAUAAAAGGGUUGGGUAAAAAGUGCUGUCGGAGGUGCAUAUAUCUGUGUUUUGGCUUAGUGGUUUGUUAGUAUCAAACACUUAAAUUUACAGUUUGGAGGUGCUUUAUAAGUAAUAUUCUGGAUCCAAUGGACAUGAAGUCAAAUAAUUCAUCUCCAGUUCUCACUGAUCCCGCACCAAUAAACAAAUCAAGGCUCGGCAUCCGUUCUAAUUUGCUGCCUUUCCCACAAUCUGGAGCAUCUUUUUCCUCUGGCAAGAACAUAACUAUUCCCAGGAAAAAACCAGGAAAGCUUGAUGAUGUUCGCUCCAACGGAUGGUUGGAUGCCAUGAAAUCCUCAUCUCCGCCUCGUAAGAAGUUCAUUAAGGAUUUCAACUUUGAAGUUGCUACAGAUGAGACUGACAUUGCGUACUUCUCUUGGAUGCUUAAGUACCCAUCAGCACUUAAUUCUUUUGAGCAAAUUGCAAAUUUUGCAAAAAACAAGAAGAUAGCAAUGUUUCUAGAUUAUGACGGGACUCUUUCUCCCAUAGUUGAUGACCCAGAGCAGGCCAUCAUGUCUGAUGAUAUGCGUUCUGCUGUAAGAAACGUUGCAAAGUAUUUUCCAACAGCAAUUAUUAGUGGAAGAAGCCGUGAUAAAGUAUAUGAGUUGGUAGGACUAACAGAACUCCAUUAUGCCGGUAGUCAUGGGAUGGACAUCAUGGGCCCUACCAAUAAGGCAGUGUCCAAGGACAUAGCAAAUUGUAUUAAAUCUACUGACCAACAGGGCAAGGAGGUAAAUCUGUUCCAGCCUGCUAGAGAAUUUAUACCUAUGAUUGAUGAGGUUUUUAGAACCCUUGUCGAGAAUACUAAAGAAAUCAAAGGUGCAAAAGUUGAGAAUCACAAAUUUUGUGCUUCUGUUCAUUAUCGUAAUGUAGAUGAGAAGAACUGGCCUAUAAUUGCACAAUGUGUGCAUGAUAUUCUAACACAGUAUCCUCGUUUGCGGUUAACUCAUGGGCGGAAGGUUUUAGAGGUCCGUCCUGUGAUUGACUGGAAUAAAGGGAAAGCAGUUGAAUUUCUGCUUGAAUCUCUUGGCCUCAGUAACAGUGAUGAUGUGCUCCCAAUUUUUAUUGGAGAUGACCGAACUGAUGAAGAUGCAUUCAAGGUGUUGCGAGAAAGAAAUCAAGGUUAUGGCAUUCUGGUGUCUUCUGUACCCAAAGAAACCAAUGCAUUUUACUCCCUAAGGGAUCCAAUGGAGGUAAUGAAAUUUCUGUCAUCGCUGGUGAGAUGGAAGAAGCUAGGAGAAGAGGACGCUCCAUGAAUAAUAAUAAUAAUAAUAAUAAUAAUGAUGAUGAUGGAGUGUAUAUUAUGAUCAGCAUGGCAAUAGCCAUUUAAUUUAUUUUUGUUGAACGAUUAUUGGUAAAAUCGCUUUAUGGUCCAAUUCUGCUAUUUGCUGUUUUAUUAAGCAGAUUAAGGAAUAAUGAUUCUCCAUCAAAAUUGAAUUCCAUUUACAUCAUGUAUUUUUUUUU
Molecule: messenger RNA, 2684 nt
Organism: Hevea brasiliensis (rubber tree)
Lineage: Eukaryota; Viridiplantae; Streptophyta; Magnoliopsida; Malpighiales; Euphorbiaceae
Product: probable trehalose-phosphate phosphatase F
Exons: 13
Coding region: 1310-2476 (388 amino acids)
Biological process (GO): trehalose biosynthetic process
Molecular function (GO): trehalose-phosphatase activity
Source: RefSeq, a predicted model, not a curated record